AUGACCUCGGCGGCGCUCAUCUGCGCGGCCGCCGCCAGCUUUCUGGUCGGCGGCGGCCCUCGGGCGCCUGCGGCGCUGCCGCGUGCGAGCCGCAUCAUCGCCGCAAUCGACUACAAGGACCCGGCGGUGGCCGCCGAGUUCCAAAAGGUGCAGGAGCGGCCGAUCGAGCUCGUCGAGGCCGAGAUCGAGAAGAGCGGCGUCCCGGUCCCUCCGUCGCUCAACGAGAUGGACAUGCGGCUGAUGCUGGUGGAGCUGCGGAUGCGAAAGGCGGGGACGAUGCCGGGCGGCGGCAAGGCGGCGCCGAAGAAGCCUGCGAACUACGGCUCAAAGUACGAGGAGGCGCUCUGGGAGAAGCCCGCCUUCAAGCGCCUGAUCGACGACUACCGCGCGCGCGGCAACACAAACGCGCUCAACCUCGCGACGUCCAAGUGCCAUGAGGUGCGCCUCUAG
Molecule: messenger RNA, 450 nt
Organism: Emiliania huxleyi CCMP1516
Lineage: Eukaryota; Haptophyta; Isochrysidales; Noelaerhabdaceae
Exons: 2
Coding region: 1-450 (149 amino acids)
Source: RefSeq, a predicted model, not a curated record